Helobdella robusta is the source of this 4236-nucleotide messenger RNA. RefSeq lists its product as hypothetical. The transcript has 6 exons. The record is from RefSeq and is a predicted model, not a curated record. Gene Ontology annotation, molecular function: protein binding. Lineage: Eukaryota; Metazoa; Annelida; Clitellata; Rhynchobdellida; Glossiphoniidae. The coding region runs from base 1 to 4236 and encodes 1411 amino acids.
AUGGAAAGGAGACAAGACUUGUUAGAUGCCCACGACAUGCAGAACAUGUUCAGUGAGGUGUGCAUUCAUCUUCGGAGACAGGACUCAGAUACUCCUUGGGGGUUUCGUCUCAAAGAGUUAUCUUCUUCUUCUUCUUCCUCUUUUUCUUCCUCAACAUUUUUUUCGUCAUCUUUAUUAUCACCGGAAGCAGCAGCAGGAUCGUCAAAGUUGCUGACAUUUUUCUCAGCUUCCCUGUCAUCGCCUCGUUUGAUCAGUUACGUUUAUAAAAUUCAGCCGUUGAGCACCUCAGACAGCGCAGGCCUCAAAACUGACGACAUCAUCUUGAAGGUCAACGACAUCGAGGUCACCGAUAUGACGUGUAAUGACGUCAUGAACAUCAUCAAGGUUGAUGACCUACAAGUUUAUUUGACAGUCGCCAGGAACAUUGAAGAUCCCGUGACUGGCAGGUUCAUAUCGUUCGAUGACGAUGGCAACCAAAUUGUAACUACAGGCUAUCAACAUGAUUGCCAACAACAACAACAAUUCCAACCAGAACAACAACAACAACAAUUGGAAGAUUAUUUGCAACAAAGUGACGACUGCAAUUUUGAUCUCCAACGUAUGCAUCAGCAACAGCACUACAACAGUUACGGUCAUCAUCAAAUCCAAACUCAACAGCUUGACCAAGUGCAACAACAAUCCCAACAAAUUUCAAUCAGCGAAUCAACGAAUCAACCGAAUCAAACGAAUCAACACGAACUUUUGCAACCAGUGUUUCAAAAAGAAAUUGACGAUUUAGUACAAUUAGGACAACAACUAAAACAGCCACACGUUUUUUUAAAGCCACAACAAUCAGAACAAACGCUGAAUUAUUUCCAACCUCAUCUUGAACCACAAUCACUGCCACACUACCAACAACAGCCAACUAUAGAUGAAAUGUUGCUACCGAAAGAACAACACAAUCUACGAAGCCUGCAACAGCUCAACAUGCAACAUUAUUCGCCAGUUCAUCAUCAGCAUUCUGGUUAUCAAUCAAAAAACUACCUUCAACAUCACGAACACCAUCUUGCACAUCAUCAACAGCAACAACAACAUCAUGUCUCAUCCCAGCAACAAACACCAACAGAUCACAACUUGUUACUCACCUUACAAUGUUACGACUUGAAAGAUGACUUUCACCCACAACAACAAUACCAACAACAACAAUACCAAAAACAACAACAAUCUAACAUAGGGCAACACACCAUGAACAAUAACAUUGGCGAAAGUAAUAUCGAAAUCACUAACAAUGUUAGCCCUUUGAGCGCUAUACCGCUAUUUGUUUCAACGACAUGUAACAACAACAACAACAAUAUUAAAAACCACAUCAACAACAACAACAUCAGCAGCAACAACAUCAGCAACAACAUAACAAGCAACAACAACUUCAACUCUCCCAUCAAACAAUCAAAAGGAUUGUUGUGCCUGGAAAAUGCUCCAUGCUAUCCCAACAAUGAAUGCCACAUUGAACACCCUAACGACAAUUAUUUGACUAGCGACAACAACAACAACAACCCCUUUCUCAAAAACGACAAUUUCAGCAACAAAAUUAAUAUUCAUCACGGCAGUCUUCUUAAUAUUUUAACUAACAAUGAAGAUUUUGGACGAAUGGGAACUUGGAGCAUUGAAUGUUAUCCCUCAAACAGUAGCCUCAACAAAAACAACAACAACAUCACCCCCACCAACAACAACAACGACGAUAUUUUAAACAUUGACAACAUCAGUUUGGUUGAUGAUAAGUCAAAACAAGUUUUUCGAGGGAACUCCAAUUUAGCAAACAACACAACAGGUAACGAACAAAUGUUGAAUUGGAACGAUGACCAUUCCAAUCAAAUCAACAAUUACAACAACGCAUAUUAUGAGCUGUAUCAACAACAACAACAACAACUACAGCAACAACAACAUCCUCAUCAGCAGCAUUAUCAACAACAAUAUCAACAACAAUAUCAACAACAAUAUCAACAACAACAUCAACGUCAUCUGGAAAACUUUGACCGACAACAGCUUAGCCAUCCAGAUCAUUAUUUUCCCCACGAACAACAACCGCAACAACAACAUCAUCAACAACCACAACAACAACAACAUCAUCAACAUCAUCAACAACAACCGCCACAUCAACAUAACAAAACCCAUGUCUUGAACGAUAACAACAACGACAUCAUCAUCAUCAACAACAACAACAGUAAUAAUAACGAUGAAGAUGAUGUUAAUGAUGAUGAAAAUGAUGUUUAUGAUGAUACGGUUGAAAUUAAUGAUGAUGGCGACAUCAUAAGCACAGUAAUGUUAGAAUGGUACGCUGUUAGCAGCGGUGAAAUGAAAAAUAACAUCAACUGCUGCCAGCAAGACAGCAACAUGAACAGUGAAAAUUGCUACAAAAAUGUUCACACUAACGAGACUAGCAAUGACACCAACGUAUCCACCGACACUAACUUCAUCAACAACAACAUCAUCAACAACACAGACACUGGAAAAUUGUUUACACCAGAAAAUGACGACAUUAACAAUAACAUUAACAACAUCAUAGGCAGAAAUAUAAGAAACAUCAACAACAACAAUGAAAGCAAACUGCAUACAAGUGACUAUAUACAAAUCACGGACAACAACUACAUCAACCAGUAUAACAUUAAUGACAACAACAUCACAAAUUAUGUCAACAAUACGAAUGACAUCUAUUAUACAAUCGACGACACCAACAAGCUUUGUAACAUUAACAACACACCUGACAUCAAUAAUUCGUAUUACAAUAAUUCGUAUUACAAUAGAAACUUCAACAACAACACUAACACUCACAACAACAUUAACAAUAACGUGUUCAGCAUUGCCAGCUGCAACUAUAAUAUCAACUUUGAUGAAAUCAGCAACACCAUGCACAACAAUGUGGAUAGUAUCAAAAACAACAACACGUACAACAAUAUUGAUAGUAUCAGCGACAACAUGUGUAACAAUGUUGAUAGUACCAACAACAACAUGGCCAACAACACAAACAGUAUCAACAACAACGUUCACGACAACACUGAUUGUACCAACAACACCAUGUGCAACAAAUUUGAUAGUAUCAGCAACAGCAUGUACAACAAUGUUGAGAGUAUCAACAACACCAUGUACAACAAUGUUGAUAGUAUCAACAACAACACGUACAACAAUAUUGAUAGUAUCAGCGACAACAUGUGUAACAAUGUUGAUAGUACCAACAGCAACAUGGCCAACAACACAAACAGUAUCAACAACAACGUUCACGACAACACUGAUUGUACCAACAACACCAUGUGCAACAAAUUUGAUAGUAUCAGCAACAGCAUGUACAACAAUGUUGAGAGUAUCAACAACACCAUGUACAACAAUGUUGAUAGUAUCAGUGAAAACAAUGAAACCAACUCUAACAGUUUUUGUGCGGAACUGAGUUUUGAGGUCAGUGAUGAGGUACAACUCGUGAUGAAGAAUGAUGAGGACGAUGGUUGUGAUGAUGAUCGCGAAGAUGAUGGUGACGACAAUGAAAGAAAUAUUGAAAGAGAUCCUAAUCAUGAUUUCCGUCGCGUCAACAAACCCGACGCAGACAACGUUGUCGAUGUUGGCGACAACACAAAAAACAAGCAGGAUCAACACGACAGCCAGAGUGGCGGUCGUCAUCAUCCACGUUCUCAAAUGAAGACUCACGACACCAAAAACAACACAAUCGACAUGAACAACAACAACGUUAAUGACAUCAUCGACAAUUCCCAUGUACAACGACCUCUGAAACUUCACCUCAAAAUUCCUCCACCCUUCUCACCGGAGUCAUCCUCCCCUCAACCCGGCUCACCUACGUCAUCAUCAUUAUCAUCACCGGUUUCUUCAUCAAUACCAUCACCAUCGUCAUCUUCUUCUUCGAUCCCUGACAAAAUUUUGAACAUGGCGGGAAGGUGCGCUCCCGACAAGAACCCCUGGACCUACCUGGUCGAUCGGAGCAUCAUAGAGGAACACAGCAGGAGGAUUAGGAGGAAUAUAAUGAAGCGCUGCAGCAACAAAAAUCAAAAUGUCGAACUUGGCAAACCAUCCACCCCGGACACACCGACACCUUCCAGUUGCAAAAACAACAGCAACAACAGCAACGAUGAAGACACGCCUCUAGAAACAUUCAUUUACGCGGGGAGGAAGAAUCCUUCAAAAAAAUUCUCGAAGUUGGAGACGACCAUGAGGAGGAUUGCUCUGGUUGAAGAAGCCAGAAACAGUGAGGAAUGA